Molecule: messenger RNA, 3600 nt
Organism: Xenopus laevis (African clawed frog)
Lineage: Eukaryota; Metazoa; Chordata; Amphibia; Anura; Pipidae
Gene: tbc1d24.2.S
Product: TBC1 domain family member 24
Exons: 7
Coding region: 101-1909 (602 amino acids)
Source: RefSeq, a predicted model, not a curated record
CAGUUGCUUAAAAGUAGGAUAUUCUGGGAGAACUGAGGCACAAUCAGCUGAGAAUCACAAGAGACUGAGAUCACUGGCACAGGACGAGACUACAUUGGUGAUGUCUUACGAACCUCCUCCUGUUCUGAUCAUUUCAGAAGAUGAUGCCUGGGAUAUUAACUCAACCACAUAUGCAGACUGUGGGCACUUUGUGGACUGGGACCGAUUUCCCUCUGUCACAGAGGAAAGGAGGAGCCCUUCCCCUCAGGAGCUGCCCCACAGUCACAAAGAGCUCAAGAGAAUGGCUAGAGAAGGUCAUUGGGCCAGCAGGCAAUGCCUAAGAGCUAAGGCGUACAACCAUAUCAUCAAAAACAUCCGCUGUCGCUCAGGGACCCCAGAUGCCAGUGUGUAUCAUGAUGUGUCUGAAAGGCUGUUUGGAAGACGAGAUAUAAAGGAUCACCCCUUGCCGGAUUUUUUGGACGGUUGCCUUCCCCCUGCAUAUUGCCUCAAUGCUCAAGGGGAGACAGUCGUUAAAAAGAUUCUUAUAUGUAUUGGAAACCAGUAUCCUGAUAUCACUUAUUCACCCUCCUUGCCUCCUGUUGUGGCCCUUUUGUUGCAUUUCAGUGAAAAUGAGGCUGAGUGCUUUGAGAGGGCCUGCCGACUCAUCUCGUGUACAGAAAACCACAAGUGUUAUGUUGACCAAAGCUUUCUGGCCUAUGAGGCCUCGUGUAUGACCUUUGGGGACCUAGCAAAAAAGUACUGUCAGGCUGGACACAAGUUUAUUACCACUAGCUGUGAGAACUCUGCUGAGGUCUUCUCUGACUGGAUCAUGUGGAUCUUUGGAUCUUUGCCCUUCGAGUACACCAUUCGAGUAUUUGACAUCUUUCUUCUUGAGGGUAAUAAGGUUUUGUACCGUGUUGCCUUAGCUCUGCUGAAGCAUUACAGGAGCCACGUGGACCAUGAGGUUACAGAUGUCCGUUCAGAUAUCCAAGACUUUGUAAAAAACAUCUCCCACCAUUUGUCGGUGCAAAAGCUUUUGGAGAGGGCAUUCAGCAUUAGACUCUUCUCACACAAGGAGCUUUGGCUUCUGCAACUGGCGAACAGGAAAGCCCUGUCCCAGAGAGGAAUAACUGUAAUGCAGCCGAGGCAACCUGCCCACAUGGCUGUCAACCUGCUUGAUUUUAAUUCUGUGAUUGUCACAGCCCAGGAGAUAAAGGUCAUUUGGUCAUGGAUCCCAGAAAGAUUUUCUCUGUACCCCCCAGUUCUGCUCUUCUCCACUAUGGAGCAUGGAUACAGCCUUCAGAGGUUUUAUUCUCACUGUGAAGGCUUCGAGCCCACAAUUCUACUCAUCAAGACUACAGGAGAAGAGGUCUGUGGAUCCUUUCUCUCGUCAGACUGGAACGAAAGGAGGAAAUGUUCUGGACAAGUGGCAACAUAUUUUGGGACAGGAGAAUGUUUCGUAUUUAGUGUGAGACCAGAGAUGGAAAGAUACGAGUGGGUAGUGGUGAAGAAGCAAGAUUUGGUGAAGUCAGCCCCUCCAUCACCCUUCUCCCGACCCCGCUCUUACUCUCAUGGAUCCCGAGUCUCAACAUUUCCACUGCGUCCAUCAUCCCCAACACUUUCUUCUGCACCCAGCAGCCCAUCACCCUUGCGUAAUUACCUGACAGUCCCUGGAGAUGGCUCCUGUGAACAGCUGUCUCCCUUUCUGUCCGUCAGGCACUUCCAGCUACCAACCAAAACUGCCUCCAUGUUUAUGUCUGGGAACAACAGUGGCAUUAUAAUUGGUGGUGGAGGCGGUCAAGCUCUAAAUAUUGAUGCUGACCUGAAUAUUGGGAGGACAGAGCACUGCGAAACAUUUGAUAACCCUCCUCUUUGCGAGGAAAACUUCCACAUUCAGCACUUGGAGGUUUGGGGGUGCCAGAUUUCAUGAUCCAGCUCUGGGAAACAAAACAGCAUCAUUCCAACCAAAGGAAUCUCUAGGGAAGUGGUUUCCAAACUGUGGGGCUCCCUCCCCAGGGGAAUCUGGAGCCUUUGUUGGGUGGAGCCAGUCUAAAGGGCUGAAUGCCCAGCUUGAUGGUCAAUUGGAGUAUAAUUUCAGGGGACCACUUAGGUGCUGCCCAAGAUAUCCUUGCUACUCUGCGCAAAUGGCUGAUUACAGUGAUAUCUUUAACCUUGUUAUAAUCUAUGAGAGCAUAUAAAAAGUCUUGAAAUCACUGCUUGGUGUCUGCACAGAUAUAUAAGGGACAUAUUAUCUGGAACCAUUUGUGCUGUACAAUUUAUAUCACAGUACAAUCCUAAGAAAUGCAAUCCUAUCCCCCUUCUUAUGCUACAGAUACACCUCUAAACCACCAAAAGGAGCAGAAAGGUAAAUUGCCCCCAUGUGAGAUCUCAAGGCUUAUCUCGAUUGCUGAACUAAUCUUCCCAGGGCCCCUUGGCAGUACAUUAUGCUGAGAGUUGCAGCUCUGAUGAGAAAGCCACUUUUAUGACUGGAAAUGUAAUUUUAUAUCAUGUAUUGCUGUCUUCCCAUCACCAAAAAUACCCUUCAUUAUAAUUAUAGCUAUUUUACCACCCCCUAGCAUUAUCACACCACCAUUAAGAAUGACUGCUACACCCAUAGAUGGCACAAAUCUACAAUCUUAGUUUUAUAUAUCAGAAGCUUUAACUUUCUCCAUUUACUGCACCCCAGGAUGGAAGAGCACAUCAUUAUCAUGAGCCACACCCACCUUUGAUUAUUAGUGCUUACAUUUGUGCAUGUGUAUGCUUUUAAAUAGAAAACCAAUCAUUGGCUUCCCUGUGAAAUAAACAAAGUCCAGCCUUGAGCCAACUCCUCUAUGGAGCAAGGUAGGGGGCGAUAUAGGGCAGUGUCCCAAUGAGAAAGCUUGCUGUUUCAUAUGCUGAGCAGAGAGUAUCCAGUGGCAGAUUAAUGAGAGGGGGCCCUUAGGCUACAUUCACAUGGGCCCCUCUUCUAGGCUAUUGCUGGGUUUGAAUGUGUGCACCCGAGCUCUCUAUACCAGGUCAGGUUUGGUGCAACUAGACUUACGUUUAUCUAGUUGCACACGCCUUACCUGCCUUCUUCUCCCAGCAGGUGUGCCCAACUGGACCAAGCAGCACAAAUAAAAAGAUUUGAAUAUUAAAAAAAAAAAAAUGAAAUAAUAAUUGAAAAAAAAAAAAUAGAAAGAUCCUGAUCACACUGGGACCCUAGGUGUCCGUCUAUAAGAUGUAGUUCAGCUGUAACCUAUACAUACAAUUAUAUUGCCCACUGCCGAGAUCCAACGUGCUGCAUAAAAACGAAGGCGUCACGUUGGAUGCGACAAAAAUACGGUAAGUAAUUCUAUUGUUGGAUCAUGUCGCAUUGUGGAUGUGACGCGACACGACUGUCGGAUGCAGACGCAGCGUGCAGCGCGUCGGAUCGCGUCAGAAUCGUCCGUGGAGUCCUGACCUUAGACUCCACUUUGUACAUUAUGUCUGAUUUGCUGUAUCACAUCCAUAGACAGACCGCGUUACUGCAUUCUGAGCUACUUUCAUUCAUUAGCUUUCUUAUUUUUCCUUUGAUAUUUUGUCGGAUGUUUGGCUAAUUAGUUUUACCAAAGAUGAAAAAUAAAGUUUUUUUCUUUUAACAAA